ACUUCUAGUCCACAGCUGUAACCUUAAAACAGCAACCAUACUAUUUCCCGACUUACAUCUAAGAGAGAUAUGCCUGGUGAAUUCCAUCUUGCAAUGAACUUUUGGACAUUUAAAUUCUUCACACUGGUACAAACCUGAUGAAGUGGUUCUUGAUCCACAAAAGCUUGUGUAUUGUAUGAUGAUUUUUUUAGUGGUCUAUAGAGGUUUUGCCUAUUUUUGGAUUGGCAAUUCAUUUACUUCAGAAUUGGAAAGAGGGCUGAAUUGUUUGCUUUUUGUAUGUUGCACUUGCAAAUGUGUUAAAAUGUGACAAAAGCCACAAUUGUUCUUGAUGCCCAUUUUGAAAGAGCCACAAACCCCACAGGUCAUUUAUGGAUAAUUUAAUCUGGAUUGAUAAAGUAAUUCUUUUUAAAUGUAAUCAGUUUGGCAGUCUCAUAUCGUGUAAGCAGUGUGUUGAACAGCAGGGAAAACAGCUAUCAUGCUCAGUAUUUAACAUAGUUAUGUGUUUUCAUAAAGGAAAUUUUAAAGCUGAAAUUUCAAAGCUCUGACGAGUUUAAUUUGUAGCAAUGUCCCGUGACGUUCUGGUCUGCUUGGAAAUAUAUGUCACAGAUUUUAGCGGAGCUUAUUCCUAAGUGUAUAGAUUUAGGAUUGCAGCUGUUCCCUAAAUGUACAACUGAGGACGAUUCUAAACUUUUGUUUAUUUGCAUUCUGAGUCAGUCCAGGAAAGAACUACUGGCUCUUUUAAAAGCUGUUAAAUGCUAAAAAGGUUCUAGAAGCAAGGCCCAGUAACUAAGCGUUUGCUAUGGCAACAACACUUUGUUUGGACUGUGAUCUUGGCUGCAGUUCAGACUAGCAGUUGAUAGAGGAGCUGGAAGAAAAUGUACUGCAAUUACUUGGUUCUCUCCACAGAUGUAAAAUCUGCUUAAGAUGGCAGAUAUUAUGGCAAACCUGAAAACCUUUCAGCCAGAAUAUGGGGCAGGGAUAAAUGAGCCCUUACUACAUCUGAGAUGCCGUGUCAAAGGCCUGACCGCGACUGCCUGUGCCCACAUACUCUUCUUCUGCAAAGUACUCCAGGCCACCAGGCCAAAAAAGGGAAAAUGUGAGGAGCCGUCUGCUUCCCCCCAGGCAUUAAAUGGCAGCCAAACCUUGAAGAUUGGGAUUAUUGGUGGAGGCCAUAUUGGGAAACAGCUGGCCAGGGUGCUGCUACAGUUGACAGAUAUUUCAGGAAAGAACAUCCAGAUCUCUACUAGGCAGCCAGAAAAACUGUCAGAAUUUCAGAUGCUAGGAGUUAACUGCUUUUACAACAACAGGCAGCUGGCAGACUGGGCAGAUGUUAUAUUUCUUUGCUGUCUUCCAUCUCACCUCCCAAAUAUUUGCUCAGAAGUUCAGGAUGCACUGAAAAGAUGCUCUAUUAUAUACAGUCUGGUCACAGCCAUCCCUUUGCCCAGGCUGAGGCAACUCCUUUCUUGCAAUUCAAUUAUAAGGCCACAGUACACGUUCAGAGAGAGCGCUCCUUUUCAUAUGUGGACAGCUAGCAGGACACUUGUGGAAGCCCUCAGAGACCCAGCUGUUAUCCAGGCAACAUGUCCUUGUAACCCAACUGGGGAAAUUGUUGUCAAUACAAACUGGCUGGCAGCUGUGUUCUAUGCAGCUCUAAACAGUUACACAUGGCAGGGUUUGCGCUAUGCAAGGGCCUUGGCCUUACUCAAUCAAGUGUGCUUUCCUGAUGAUAAUGCUGUCACCUCUGGAGAUGAUAAAUCACCACCACUGUUAGAAUGUGAAAACUUUAUCAACCAAGCCUUUGCUUCCACUCUUUUACCUGAUGACUGUCUUCCCUGGUUUGAUCUGACAACUGUACAGCUAAAGGACUCCCCUCUUAGUCAGCUUCUUACAACAGACGUAUUCUUCAGGGACAACAUAGCUUCAUUCUACUGUAACAUGCUCACAGGAUUGCCUGUAAACAAUGAAGAAUCAGUGACAGCUUCCUCCACAAGGGCGAACCUUUCAGCUGUGCUACUGAACCCCAUCAAAACUUGUACCCUUGAUGGAACAAGCAAAGCAGAAGAGCCAUCAAGUGCAGACAGAUUCUGAGUGUAAUGCUUUGUUUUUCUUUAUAACACUAAAUGAACAUUGAGUAUAAUAAUUAUAGAAAUCUUACAAAUUGAAUCACAACUGGAUGAAAACAAACCCAAAAUAAAUCAAAUAUGUUCUUCAAACGCUUUGGUUCUUUGAUUUUCCACCUAGUGAAGAUAUGUUUCAUCAACUGUUUUGAAUUAAUGAAGUAUUCUCAACAGUUUUGCUACAUAAUCUAAUCAGUUUCCCUAGUUUAGGAUAAGAUAAAAAUAGGACUUCCACUUUUUCCUUUUCAGAUAGUAAUGUUAAUCAAUUUCGCGAAGGCUUUCACGGC
Messenger RNA from Pogona vitticeps (central bearded dragon), 2404 nucleotides. It is a transcript of the gene NOXRED1, whose product is annotated as NADP dependent oxidoreductase domain containing 1. The record is from RefSeq and is a predicted model, not a curated record. Lineage: Eukaryota; Metazoa; Chordata; Lepidosauria; Squamata; Agamidae. Gene Ontology annotation, biological process: L-proline biosynthetic process. Gene Ontology annotation, molecular function: pyrroline-5-carboxylate reductase activity.